AUGAGACCAAGGUGGUGGCUGUGGAUGUGGUUGUGGCUGGCUGGACUGGGGGUCAUAGAUUCAGCCCCCAGGCCAGAGAAGGUCAAGGCCGAAGGGACAGAGUCUUUGCGCUUCAUAGACAGACCUGACUUCUUUGAUUACCCAGACUCAGACACAGCCAGGGUCCUGGCCCUGUCCCAGUUCAUUGGAGAGAACCCUGACAUCUUUGUUGACUCAGAUUCCAGUUCCGACUUCUUCCACUGUAUCCUGGUGGCUGCCCUGGUGCUGGCCUUCAUCUUCCUCCUUUUGCAGUUCUGCAUCCACAUGUGA
Messenger RNA from Chrysochloris asiatica (Cape golden mole), 309 nucleotides. RefSeq names its product chromosome unknown open reading frame, human C16orf92 (gene FIMP1). The coding region runs from base 1 to 309 and encodes 102 amino acids. The transcript is spliced from 3 exons. The record is from RefSeq and is a predicted model, not a curated record. NCBI's taxonomy places the organism in Eukaryota, Metazoa, Chordata, Mammalia, Afrosoricida, Chrysochloridae. Gene Ontology annotation, biological process: fusion of sperm to egg plasma membrane involved in single fertilization.